Molecule: messenger RNA, 2113 nt
Organism: Cladocopium goreaui
Lineage: Eukaryota; Dinophyceae; Suessiales; Symbiodiniaceae
Source: the annotation of a GenBank genome assembly
AUGACAACAUGUCCUGAAACAGUUUGGUCCCUAGCUGCGCAGAGGACAGCCCCGCCGGUGCUGCAGAAUUUGCACGAGCACAGCAACAAAGGCACUAGGCCAGCAGCGCCCAGCGUGUUGCCGACGGCAAACGGCGCAUCGGCGGCAACCAAAAAGUCUGCAAAUGACAAACCGAAGCUGCACGUGCGAGUGGAAUGCGCCCACGAUCUUCGAAAUAUGGAUUUCGGUGCAUUCUUUGGCAACAAGUCGGACCCCUAUGUGGUGGUGCGGUUCGGAGCCGAAGAGAAAAAGACACCUGUCAUCGAUGACAACUUGGAUCCAGUUUGGCACGAGGGCAGGGAAUUCACCUUCACGAUCCCGGAGGAACCUCCCACUUUGAUCGAACUGGAGGUCUUCAAUUCAAAUACCUUCGUGGAUGACACCUUGGGAAAGACUUCCAUCGCUUUCAGUACGAUCCCUGCCACCGGGCAAUGGCUCCAUCGCAGGGAUCCAUUGGUGGGAAAGUCCAUGGUGACACCUGCGCAGGGUGAGUUGGAGUACGAGGUCAUGCUGGAUGCCAAGGCAUCCUCCGGCCGCCAUGGCCCAGCGGCUCGUGGGUCGACGGCACGUGCCGUGGGACCGGGAAUGCCAGCACCUCCUCCUGAGGAUAUGGAGCCAGGAGCAUACAAGGUGACAAUGAGCACCGCGGUGUAUCGGACCUCCACCAAGUGCACCGAUCGCGACGUCGUAGCGCACGUGGAGCAGGGACAACAAGUUCAGGUGGAAGAGGUGAUGAAUUGUUUGUCUGAAGAACGAGUUCGGGGUCUCAUCUCAGAACCCAGAGGUUGGAUUCCACUGAUGGACACACGCGACGGCUUUCGCUGGGUGCAACAGAUUGUUCGGCAAAAGUACCUGGUGGACAACAGCUGGUUGAAAUCGCCCUGUGGUGGGUUGGCAUAUCGCUUCAGCAAGGAGGUUAAGAACAAGGACGAGCGACCUGGUGAACAGGGUGGCGCGCCUUGGAGCUCAGUGGUGGUGGGUGAAGAUCAAGGCGAUGGUUGGCUCAAGGUGGCAGAUGGUCGGCUGCUUCCUAUGAACAUCCAAGGUGUGCCAGUUCUGAAAGCCUUGGACGAUGGCCGCGGCGUAGAUCGUACCACUGCCCAGGCAGAAGACGAGCUUGACAGGUUGUACCGCGAGCUGAAUCGCCGAAUGGAAGGUGUGAAAGGCUGACCUCUAGGUGGCCAAGAUGGGAAGCGCAUGCCACGCAAAUUAGGCGUUGAUACAUGGAACAAGGGUGGAUUGACCCAGAUCCAACAUUGCCGAGGUGGUCAGAUGAAACUAGGUGAGAAAACACCCAAGAAGGCAGGACAUUGAUAUGACAUGAUAUGACAUUGAUGGGAUGGAUCCAUGGUCAAAAUGAGUCCCCAGUUGUCCUGAAGAGGUUCAAAGUAACCUGUACUCAAAGAAUCAAGCACACAAGAAGGGAGACCGGGAGAUCAUGGAAUGUCAACGUUUGCUGGAUUUUGCCGGUAUGUUGUUAGACCUUUGCUUGGCCUUUCAGCAUCAUUCAGCAAGACUUUGGCAACAUGUUUAGAACUCAAAAACGACAAAAAUGACCCUAUUUGAUAUUAUUUGAUCAUACCAGUGUGUUGUUUCCCCGUGGCUUGGGUGGUUCUAUUGGAGAAGGUUGCGAGUUCACCAAGAUAUCUUACAUCACAAUGGUUAUCUAUGUGUUUCUGAGGUUUGAAAUAUUUUGAAAUGAUUGCCAUGGUGACCAGGUGACCAUUGGACGAGACAUCCCGGGACCACUGUGGGUGUUUGGCUGCGCAGCCGCUGAGCCUCUGCCAAAGUUGCAGCAGGGCCUUGCGGAGACAGAACGUUGCUUUGGAAUGCUUUGGACAGGAUCCAGAGUCUGACGAGGGACCAGGGCCAACACUGGGGUAGCAAGAAUCCGGAAUCCAGUGGAAGUGGUCCAAUACAGCAGCGUUCCAUUUCCAGUCAAUUCCCAAACUUACCUUAUAUGGAGGUCAAUUGCAGGUCGAUUGUUUGGAGGCUCUUACAUAAAUUCAUUGCCGCUGCUCAGGGAUGUUCAUUGGAAUCAGUAUCAUCCAGUAUCUAUCUGUGGGGUGCCGGA